This is a messenger RNA of Pleuronectes platessa (European plaice), 1195 nucleotides long. RefSeq lists its product as uncharacterized. The transcript has 5 exons. NCBI's taxonomy places the organism in Eukaryota, Metazoa, Chordata, Actinopteri, Pleuronectiformes, Pleuronectidae. The record is from RefSeq and is a predicted model, not a curated record. The coding region runs from base 88 to 987 and encodes 299 amino acids.
GUGCAGCCUGUUCAGAGGGACGGUGACACACAGACACACACAGACACACAUACUUCACUGCAGAGACUUUGCUGAGUGAGGAGGAGGAUGAAGAUGAAGAUGAAGCUGCUUUUUGUUUCUAUUGUGAUCGUUGUGAUGUCAGUGCCGGGUGUGACAACAUUUAUUCAAAUACCUACAACCACCUCUACUACAUGGACAACAGCUCGUCCUGUAGUAAAUUUGGAUGGGAAGAUGUUCACCUUAUCUUCUAAAGGAGGAGGAAUCACCUUCUAUCCCGCCUCCUACACCCCCCCCACCCCUAGGACUAAGACCACCACCACCACCACCCCUAGGACCACGCCGCUUUCAACUACAGGUUUGUCUGUGUGUCUGCGUUACCUCACUGACUAUAUGGAAACAAGAAACCCCCCACUCCUCAAACUCUUCCCAUCCGGCUCAGACUUUGUGACUCUUGGAACCAGUUACAAUUCUCUCUACACACUGUCCUGGGGGUAUUAUUACACACAAACUUUCAGACCCAACAUUCAAUUCUGGCCUGGAGGUUUUUCCCCGGACAUAUGGACCAGAGUCUGUGUCACCGUGGACAAUGCAAAGAAUGUAGGGCAGGUGUUCAGCGGCCACAACAUGAGCAUCAGGAAGAUACUGCCCUAUCAGCUUCCACAGGGAAACGAUCCUGUGAUCUAUGUUCCAGGAUUUGAUGGUCAGUUGACAGACGUCCAGAUGUGGGAUUAUCCUCUAAGCUACAGAGAAAUCAUCCAAUACAUGAGGCCCAGCACCUACAGGCCGUCCCGUGGCUCAGUCCUCACUUGGUCCGACAUCAGCUACUCUCUCGGUGGAAACGCUCUGUUGGAGGACACGUACCAGAUGCUGGAGCAACAGCCAAUCAGCAAAAGGGGGAGGGGCCGUGGCCUGAGGGGAGAGAAGAAGAGCAGGAGGGUUUUCAAAGUGGAGGAGAGUAAGAAAAGAGAGGGAGGAGAGUUUCAGUGAAACAUACAGAAGCAGAUGGAGAGCAAGCUGCAUCCUCUGUUCCUCAUUUAAUCAUCCAAUAAUAACUCAGAAUGAAUCAAUAAUCAGCAUUUAUCAAUAUCAAAGGAGAGUAAUAAAAUGUGGUCUGUCAUCUUAAUAUUUUUUUCAUUUGCAGUGUGGUUACCAUGACACCAUCAACAAAUAAAGGCUAAUUUCCACACUAAUUAAA